CGUCUACCAAGCCAGGUUCAAGUCAGUUCUCACCACUUAUCAUUGUAAUAAUCAUCCGAUGGAAUGCCACAUGAGCUCAUGAGGGCUUGAACAGACGAACCACAACCGUAGCAGCACCACCAGAAACCUCCACCGUCAGCCCUGAAACAACAACAACAACAACAAGCAACAACAGUAACAACAUAAAUGGCAGUGCCAGGACUGCGGGCAUUAGCGCUAACUGCAUGCAGUCAACAUCAUCAAUGAGAGGAAUAUCAUGUCAAGGAAAGAAAGGUAAGAGCGCCGGCCUGAAGCAGAUAUUCUCACGGGCGCGCCUUUGGGAAAAAAGGAAUUAAACGGCCCGAGAGCUCCUUGGAGGCCGUUGGAAAAGCAGUCGUCGAGCCUCGGCGUGAGAAUCGAAAAUCGCUCGGACAGAGGAAGCAAAACCGAAAAGGACGAAAAGAAGAUCUUCCUUCGAACUUCUGGCCAAGUUCCAACAGUUCCAAGCGAUCAUCAGUUGGUGUCGACUCGUCGAGUGAACAGGACGGAAGGUGCCAACUCCUGGACACGAACCAACUUCAUCCCGAUCCAUCCAAGAAAUAAUUGCUCAUCAUGUACGACACAUACACCUUCCAAGGCCAAGUGUAUUCGCCCGCCUUCUCCGAACCGCCCUCCCCAAUGUCUACCUCAUCUGACGGAGACGAAUCCUCCAAUGAAUCUGGCUACCCGCCCAAAGUGUAUACCCCACCAGUGGAAGCCUUUGUUAAUAAAAAGCCUCGAUUCCCAACCAUCUACCACGAAGCUUUGCAACCCCUGAGUCCCUGUACCACUCUGUCGGUCCCACAAGGGUGUGUUGUCAGACCCACUCACAAAUCCCACGUGGAUGUGGGACUGCAAAACGAGUUCCUAGCUCUCCUUCGUGUCAGUGACUUGUCCAAGAUCGAGAUGUUUCUGCGGGAACACUCCGAGGAUUUGGACGUGAACCAGUUCAACGAGUUCGGAGACACCCCCAUUCACGAGGCCUGUGUACAAGGCAAUUUGAACUUGGUCAAAUGUCUGGUGCAAUACGGUGCGGACUCAAGGCUCUCCAAUCGAGAUGGCUUUACCCUCAUGCAUCUGGCCUCAUUCAGUGGACGAUCGGAUCUGUUGGCGUAUGUAUUGACCCUGCGAAACCGGGACCAUUCUCGAUCCUGAGGUCGGCUUAUUGUUAUUCCUGGUGGUGUUGUUGUCAAUGUCAUCGAUAUGUUAUUUCUCUCUGUUUUCAUUGUGAUAGAGGCUACAAGUCUCACCCUCCCAAACGCAUAAGAAAUAUACGGUCAUAUAUAUUCAAAUUCAGACUUGAGACU
Tigriopus californicus is the source of this 1325-nucleotide messenger RNA. RefSeq lists its product as uncharacterized. The transcript has 2 exons. Gene Ontology annotation, cellular component: nucleus. Gene Ontology annotation, biological process: regulation of gene expression. The record is from RefSeq and is a predicted model, not a curated record. Lineage: Eukaryota; Metazoa; Arthropoda; Copepoda; Harpacticoida; Harpacticidae. The coding region runs from base 592 to 1173 and encodes 193 amino acids. Gene Ontology annotation, molecular function: protein binding.